CCAGGAAAUCAGAAAGACACCCCAUUAUGGAUUCUGGUAUUCAUCAUUGACCAAUAAAUUGACCUCGUGGGUAAAUGGCUUGAUGUUAAUUCAUCUUGGUUUCUCAUCAUCAUCUUCUUUCCUUCCUGAGCAACUUUCCUCGCAAUGCCAUCUUUUUCUUUGGUAUUUGUCACGCUGCAUGCUGUAUAUUGUACAAAUAUACAAAUGAAACAUAUCUACCUAGAUGCUGCGUAGUAGUACUACAUUGUAUACAUUCCAAGAAUAUCACGGGGAAUUUGAUGAGAUUCCUUGGUAGUUAAUUAUUGGUCACAAUCACCAUCUCCUUUCAUAUGGUUUAACAAUAACCCCACUUCAUCCUGUUCAUCCUGUUCAUCCUGUUCAUUCAGUUCCCAGAAACACGGCUGAACCAGAAAUCCAAAACUUAUCGUCAUACAAGUGUUACCAUUCUGCAAUCGUCACGAUCAUUGUAAAAGAAUCAUACAAUCCCUUUUCUCCAGUCUCACAUUGAAAUUUGAAAUUAUCAUCACCGGAUUUGCAUUGUAGCACAAAAACAGAUGGCACCGCAGAUUUCAGUAUCUUUUGGAUGGAAGAAAUGAAUCGUUGUGAUAAAAUUGUUAUCAAUUUGCUGACUUGAUUCAUGCGAUUUCUAGGCUACAGUAACAACAGUUGUGGAUAUUGUCACAAUGAUUCAGGCAGCUAUUCGUACUACGCCAGAACCCAAACACUUCAGCCAGAAUUUUAUCAAGGACUUCUCGAUCGAGGAUGGAGACGCUCAGGCACCCUUCUCUAUAAACCCGAUCUUCGAAAAUCAUGUUGUCCACAAUAUGCCAUUCGUCUAGACUCUCACCAAUUCCGGCCAACAAAAGAUCAACGGCAAGUAUUAAAUCGUUUCAACAAAUAUGUCCUCGGAGAUACAUAUACGAAAGAAGCAGCAAGAUUAUAUCCUAAAUCACGCGAGCAAGCUAAGAAAUGUAACACGGACUUUGAUCUCGAGGAAAGAAUUCAUGAAGGGGAAAAGCAAAAGGUCAAAACGCCACCAGAGCCAGCACAUACUUUUACUGUGACGUUGGAAACAGAUGAGUUUACAGAAGAAAAAUAUACUCUUUUUGAAAAUUACCAACGGAUUGUUCAUCAUGAACCUCCUGAUAGAAUAAGUAAAGGAGGUUUCAAAAAUUUCCUCUGCUCUUCCCCUUUACCACGAAGCACCACAACCAUCGACGACAAAACCAAACAUCUAGGUUCCUACCACCAAUGUUAUCGUCUGGAUGGAAAAUUGAUCGCAGUAGGCGUCCUAGAUCUCCUCCCUAAGUGCGUCAGCGCAGUCUACUUCAUGUAUCACGAAUCGGUACAUUCUCACGGCUUUGGAAAAUUAGGCGCAGUGCGAGAAAUUGCACUAGCGAAAGAAGAGGGUUAUCAAUAUUGGUAUGCAGGAUUUUACAUUCACACUUGUGUGAAGAUGAGAUAUAAAGGGGAUUACAGCCCUCAAUAUAUUCUAGAUCCGGAAACGUACAAUUGGAUAAUCUUUGAUGAACAUUUGAGGGGACGAUUUGACGAGAGGAAAUAUGUCAGCGAGACUCAAAUAGCUUCGGAAUCCUCGGAAUCUUCAAUACGAAACUCGGAUUCAAAUAACACGCCGGAUGAAGAUCAAUCAGCCCUCUACAACGCAGAUAGUAAACCCAUCUUCGAAACUUCCAUGCCGGGUCUCCUUUCUAAAUCAGACAUCCUAACAAAAUCCCCACUCGAUCAUGUUAAAAUCCGCCUCGGCCAACGUGUGCACGAGACGCACGAGCUGGUGAGCUGGGAGAACGAUAGUGUAGGGGAUGUGGAUAGUCUCAAGGGCAUUAUUGCAGAGUUGAUUAGUGCGGUGGGAGUGCGGCUGGCGGGGGAAAUGGUGGUUUAUUUUCGAUGAGGGGUAGGGAGGCGAAGAGUGUGCGCAUUGCAUUGUAGGGAGGAGCGAGGGCGAUGCAUUAGAAGGUAGAUACCUAGGUAGAUAAUUGGGGACGAAGGAAUUACAUGACAUUAUAAUAUAAUGUGACGAUUAUACUCACAUUC
Molecule: messenger RNA, 2052 nt
Organism: Botrytis porri
Lineage: Eukaryota; Fungi; Ascomycota; Leotiomycetes; Helotiales; Sclerotiniaceae
Exons: 2
Coding region: 638-1909 (423 amino acids)
Biological process (GO): protein arginylation
Cellular component (GO): cytoplasm
Molecular function (GO): arginyl-tRNA--protein transferase activity
Source: RefSeq, a predicted model, not a curated record